UCUAUCGACUCGACAGCAUGGUGAAGGUGCCCCGAUUUGGGCCUCCGCCCAACAAGGAGAAACCUGCACCGUAUUUCCCGGGGGUCUCAGCGACGGCAUUUGAUCCAGCAAGUGCCUUGCAGGCCUAUACUGAUGUGAUGAGAACGGAAAAGGAAAACAUCGCCAAGGGCUUGUUGAUGUACGACAAACUUGAUUUGGCCAAGCAGAAAUUCCGAGAAGGGAAUGCCGAUCCAGCUGUCGCAAUUCCAAAGAAGCUUUCAGACAUGUUGCCAGGCUAUGGCUCUUUGGCAGAGUUUUGCCAUCAUUUAGGCUACUUGCGCGAUCCAAUCUCCGGCCGUUUUAUUCCUGAUGAGUCAUGUAGCCUGGAGGAAAAGGAGCGGACGUGCCUGUCUGCUGCUCCACCCUUGGCCAAGAAUCGAUCUUCACCAUCUGUGGUAUCACGAGGCCACGAGCCAUUUGUUCAGGCUCUACAACGAGAGCUGAAACCGUUGCCAACCAGACCCGCCAGAGUCCGAAGAUCCACAUCGAGCUCAUCGGGCAUAUCUUUAUCAGGCCAAGAUCGAUUUCAUCGCACUUUGGAGAAGUUGCAGCUCUGGGAAGCUCGCGAAGUCCCCAAGUUGGGCCAGAGCCGGGCUCGAAAGGUUGCCUGGCGAUAAAAAGAUGACCAAUGACCCAAUGAACGGUUGCUAGCUCUGACAUUUUCUGGCUGAAUAUCCCA
Molecule: messenger RNA, 718 nt
Organism: Cladocopium goreaui
Lineage: Eukaryota; Dinophyceae; Suessiales; Symbiodiniaceae
Source: the annotation of a GenBank genome assembly